Messenger RNA from Diospyros lotus (date-plum), 1830 nucleotides. Its product is annotated as protein METABOLIC NETWORK MODULATOR 1. Lineage: Eukaryota; Viridiplantae; Streptophyta; Magnoliopsida; Ericales; Ebenaceae. The record is from RefSeq and is a predicted model, not a curated record. The transcript has 4 exons. The coding region runs from base 286 to 1434 and encodes 382 amino acids.
CCGAUACGGUUUCACUGUCGCGGCGUUCCUCCGCCACCAAUCGGAGCUCCUCUCGCCGUCAAUAAUAAAUUCCUAGGGUUUUUCACCGGCCUAUCUCCGUAUCUCUCCAACUCUCGACGCGCUACUCUCUUAAUUGCACCGUCGACGACGAAGUUAAAGAAGCAUGCUUCAUUUGGUGGACAAUCUCAAAGAGACAGAGGGAACGAGAAGGUCGGCACAAGACCAAAUCUUGGGAUAAGAUGCGACAAGAGCCCAAAACAGCAAGUUUUCCAAAAAUUCCUGGAGAUGGACCAAGUUAACCAAGGCAGCAACAAUGAAGCUCCACCAAACCUACCUGUGAAACGAAAACGUGGUCGCCCUCGUAAGGAUCAUAGCCUAAGUCAUGGGAAGAGUGUUAAGGUGCCCCCUGGAUUUGGGGGGGUUAAUGGAAACCAAUUUCAUGAUGUAGAUGCCACUGAAAAUGCCAAUGAUAGUAUUGUGGGCCAGGCAGUUACAGGUGUUGUUGAGGCAGCAUUUGAUGCUGGCUAUUUGCUUACCGUUAAAAUUGGCAACUCCAAUGUCAGUCUUAGGGGCGUUGUUUUCAAGCCAGGACAUUUUGUUCCUAUCUCUGCAGAAAAUGAUGUGGCACCACAUGUUCAAAUGAUUAGCAGAAACGAAGUUUCCUUUCCUGUGCAAAAUCAAUCCCGUGUACGUGGUCGUCGCCCUCGAUCCAGAGAGAGGAAUGAGCAGCGUGGCAAUCUUAGUGGAUCCGGAACUGGUCAUUUACUGAAUGAAUCAGACCCCACUAGUCAACUGCAUAAUCUUGCUCCAGCUACUGAUCAGGUGUCUGCAGAAGGCAAAGAUACAUUACCAGCAGCAGCCUAUACUGUCCCUUCUGUAGGCUCCAGAGGCACUGUGGUGCCUGUUGUACUACCAAUUGCCAACCAAGUCAACAAAGUGCCUGCAGAUUUAUCCCUAGCUGCUGAUACAGUAGCCUCUAAAAAGAAACAGGUGAAGACAGUUUCAAACCAAGUGCCCCUCUUUCAACCUCAGACCAGCCACCUGGUAACACCAGAAGAUUUGCAGAAUGAUAAUGGCCCUUUUCAACAAGGCCCAGAAGAAGUCUUGCAUGGGGAAGUAGUAGUAUCAAUGAAGCCGACUGGGGUUUCUACACCCAAUGAAGUUGAUGGGGUCCAUUUCUCUUCACAGUCCCCUCAAGCACAAAUUGAGAACAGUGAGGCAGCUGAUAAAAGGGAAAAAGGUUCUGGCCUUUCCUUACAAAGAGAGAGUGUAGAUAAGAAUGAGGCUCUCUUUGUAGAGCCUCUCCAAAGUGUCCCUACUGAUACUCCCAAUCCAUCAGGCCGUAUUGACAAGCCUCCUGAGCACAACAAUAUUGGCAGAAUGUGUGAGCUGUUGCAGGCUUUGCAGGACAAUAUGAUAGAACCAGAUACCUAAAGCUGAAAAUCAAUGGCAGAGAAACUGAUAGCUUGAUGAGGAAAUUUUUUGGCAGAAUAGUAAAAGCCUGAGUCCAUGUCCAGUGAUUCCCUGCUUUCUUAAUGGCAUCUCUAAUCUCUAUACCACCAUAGGAACUAUGCCAGAGCAAAUCUGUGAAGAUUCAGAAACUGAAAUCUAGAAAAAGAAAGGAUAUAUGGUUUUAGUUUUAAACAAUAGUCAUCGUUCUAUUUCAUUAUCUCAGAGAAGGAAAUUUAACUUUGUUGCUCCAUUUGGUAGUUGUAAUGUAGUCACCUAAAAACCCAGUAUGUUUGGCAUUGAGACAAGUGGUUAAUUAUCUGAACAUUUCCUGCUGUGGCUUGAGUUUUCAGACUAUUCUAGUUAUGUUUCAGCUUUGUA